Molecule: messenger RNA, 3494 nt
Organism: Rosa chinensis
Lineage: Eukaryota; Viridiplantae; Streptophyta; Magnoliopsida; Rosales; Rosaceae
Product: disease resistance protein RPV1-like
Exons: 4
Coding region: 1-3309 (1102 amino acids)
Biological process (GO): defense response; signal transduction
Molecular function (GO): ADP binding
Source: RefSeq, a predicted model, not a curated record
AUGCUUGAUACACUGACCCCUCAACCUGGACCUCCAUCUUCUUCAUCUACUUCUUACUCUUCUUCUUCGUCUGCCACCGAUAACCAUGAGAGGAUACACGAUGUCUUUUUGAGUUUUAGAGGCGAGGACACACGCGAUAAUUUUACAGACCAUUUGUACAGCGCUCUGUGUCGAAAGGGAAUUAAAACCUUCAUAGACAAUAAACUUGACAGGGGAGAAGAAAUAUCAGACGCACUUCUAAAAGCAAUUGAAGAGUCAAGGAUCUCUAUUGUCGUAUUCUCUAAAACUUAUGCCUCUUCGAAGUGGUGUUUGGAUGAACUCGUGAAGAUUCUUCAAUGUAAAAAGUCAAAGAAUCAGAUGGUUAGACCCGUUUUCUACAAGGUGGAUCCCUCAAAUGUACGGAACCAAAGUGGUAGUUUUGGUGAAGCGCUUGCUCAACAUGAGAGGAGAUUCAACAAUAAAAUGGAGAGGGUCUUGUCGUGGAUAAGGAAUUUUCUGAACUGGUCGUUGAGUUAUGAUGACAGCGAAUUCAAGCAUAACAUGAAGAAGCUGAAUAAAUGGACCAAAGCUCUCAAGGAAGCGGCGGACUUGUCUGGAUGGACUUACUUGAAUGGGUCUGAAUCAAAAUUUAUCGAUAACAUAGUUGCAGAAAUUUCAGAACAAGUUUUACGUCAUAGCAAUUUUAAUGUGGCGGAUCAUCCAGUUGGAAUACAUUCUCGAGUACGAGAUAUGCACAAUGUUUUAGGUCUUGGGGUGAAAGAUGUUCGAAUGGUAGGAAUAUGGGGUAUGGGAGGAAUAGGCAAGACAACAAUUGCUAGGGCUGUUUAUAAUUCCCUUGCCUAUAAGUUCGAUGGCAGUUGUUUUCUGGAAAAUGUUGGCAACGAAUCAAUGCAGCAUGGAGGCCUAGUCAGACUACAAAGUUACCUUCUGUACAAGAUUCUAGGGGGGCAAAAACUAGAGCUGACAGAUGUGGGUGAAGGGAUGAGUGCGAUACAGGACAGGCUACUUAAAAAAAGGGUUCUCAUAGUAUUGGAUGAUGUGAACCAAUUAGACCAGUUAAAAAAAUUAUGUGGAAGUUUUGAAUGGUUUGGUAUUGGCAGCAGAAUCAUCAUAACAACAAGAAAUAAACAUUUGCUAACUGCUCAUCAAGUCAAACGGAUACACACGAUCAAGGAGUUGAACCAUCAGGAAGCUUUGGAGCUCUUCAUUGCAAAUGCCUUCCCGAUAGCAAGGCCUCCAAGACUUCCAGUUGAUUAUUCACAACUUGCAAGUGAUGCAGUACAUUAUGCUCAAGGUCUCCCAUCAGCUCUGAUAGCUUUAGGUUCAGUUUUGUGUGGCAGACCUAUAAUGGAAUGGCAAGAGGAAUUAAACACUCCUUUUUACUCUCUUCAAUCAGGUCAUUUUGAAACUCUCCGAAUAAGUUACAAUAACUUGGAAGAUUCGGUAAAGAAUGUUUUCCUUGACAUUGCAUUUUUCUUCAACGGUCAAGAUGAGAACCAUGUGUUACAGAUCCUAGAAGGUGGUGACAAGCCUAACAAAAGCAUUAGUGAGCUCAAAGAAAAGGCACUCAUAAGGAUUAACGAAAAAAAUCAUAUCUUGAUGCACAAUAUACUAGAAGUAAUGGCUAAAGAGAUAGUUCACAUUGAAUCACCAAAGAACCCCGCUAGACGUAGCCGAUUGUGGUUUUCUGAUGAUGUUUACGAUGUUCUCACAAAAUGCACGGGAACAGACAAUAUCAAAGGCGUCAUGGUAAUGUUUGGCGGACCACGUGAGAUAGCACUGCAAAAUAACAGCUUCGAUGGGAUGACAAAUCUUCAGUUCUUUAUAAACACCGAUGCACACUUUUCUGGGGACAUUGAAUAUCUCCCCGACAAGUUAAGACUGAUUGAUUGGCCUGAAUUUCCCUUUGGAUCAUUUCCAAUCAAUUUUAAUCCAACUAAGCUUGUUAAGCUUAGUAUACCUCGUAGCCUCAUCUCCCAACUGGGAGAGACAUUCAAGAGUUGCAGUAACCUGAAAUAUAUAAACUUGGAAAGCUGCCACUUCCUUACUAGAAUUCCCGACUUGUCAGGAUUCCCAAAUUUAAAGGAGCUGAAUCUUAACAAUUGUACAAGCUUAGUUGUGGUUGAUCAGUCUGUUGGACUUCUUGAUAAGCUUGUUAUUUUGAGUCUUUCUGGAUGUGACAGACUCACUAUGUUUCCAAGAAGAAUCGCCUUGAUUUCAGUAAAAUAUAUCAAUCUGGGGGGUUGCAGAUUGCUCGAGACAUUCUGCGACAUUCUGGAAAAUGUGGUAUCCUUGACAAGGCUGGAUCUAUCCGGCACGGCCAUUGAAGAAUUGCCUGAAACAGUUAUAUAUCUCGUCAGCCUGAAACAUUUAAUUCUAAGACAAUGUGAUAAGCUUAUCCAUCUGCCACAUAGCAUUUAUGAUCUGCAUAGUUUAUCACGUCUUGAUCUGCAGAACUGCUCAAAGCUUGUUACUCUUCCAAGGUGGAAUGAUGAGCAGUCAGUUUCGACUAACUUGAGGUUUCUUGACCUGCGUGGUUGCACAGAGCUUCCAGAAAUUCCCGAACUUCCACCGAGCGUGGAAUGGAUAAAUGCCGAUGGCUGUGAGUCAUUGGUCCGAGUUGCAAAACUUUCAAACAUCUUGGAACGUAGAGCUUCGCAAAUGAUUGAAUCAAUUUCAUUGUAUAAUUGUCAGAGAUUGUGUGACAAUCUACCUCAUUGCGGGGCAGGUAAUAAGAGUAGUCUCUUCUCUCUCAUUCACUUGGCUAAGCAGUCUGAAUUCGAGAUUGUAUUUCCAGCAAGUGAAGUUCCUAGUUGGUUCAGGAAUCGCAAGUAUUUAAUGGAGCUUUUUGAUGAACGUGAAUUUUCUUUUGAAAUUCCUCUAAAUUUCAACAAAGGAUUGGCUAUCUGUGCUUCAGCAACUGCUGUGGGUAAUCUUGAUCAGUGCUCUUUCACAGCCAGUAUUCACAUCAAUGGAGAAAGCAGAUGUACUUAUUCAUUUUGUUUCGAAGCAAGCAAGAUGAAGGACUCUGCUCAUGUAUGGCUGCUCUAUAUUCCAUUUGUUAAGUUUGCGUUUCAUGAGCCACCUUAUAGCUGCCUAGUUAAUUUGAAACAUACUAGUAAAGAUUCGGUGCGCUGUAGAAGCUAUGGGGUUCACCUGGUAAUGCUACAGGAUGGAUAUGAAGAUUUCGUAGAUGACAGCGACUUGGAAGAUGAGUACUCAGCUGGUGAAAAUGAUGAAGACAUGAUAGAUCAAAUUGAGGAUGGUGAAGACUUUGAAAAUAUCAGACCCAAAAAGAGAAGACGAUGAAUAGGAAGAUGAGCACUUCAGCUGCUGAGCUUCAGUACUUCUGUCCUUGAUCGAUCACUAUUCUUCUUUCCUGUUUUCUCUGAGUUGAAGGCUAUUUGUAGUUUGACAUUGUGUAUAUAGCUAGAUUAAUAAUUUUGUGACUUUUGGGUUAUGUUCAGCGUGCCUAGAAAACAGAUGUUCGGUAA